Molecule: messenger RNA, 3002 nt
Organism: Sabethes cyaneus
Lineage: Eukaryota; Metazoa; Arthropoda; Insecta; Diptera; Culicidae
Exons: 14
Coding region: 78-2717 (879 amino acids)
Molecular function (GO): serine-type endopeptidase inhibitor activity
Source: RefSeq, a predicted model, not a curated record
GUUCUCGGUUGGAAGCUCGCUCCGAUUAGUUGCCGCUGAAUACCGACUGAGGAAAGACUCAGCCGACCCCGGGAAAGAUGAACGUGCCUCUUGUGAUAUUCUGCUGUGUUUUGGCGGCGCCAUGUAUAUUUGCUGCCGAAGAAAUCAUUACGAACUAUGACCAACCCUUCAAAGGUAACAGGAAUGUUCAUUUCGAUUGGAUGCUUACAAGACAAGUAUUCCAAGUUCAAAAAUCCAAUGCAGUCAUCUCACCAUUUUCGGUGAAAAUACUGUUGACUUUACUGUACGAAGCCACAGGAGAGGCCGCUGAUAUUGCGUACACAGCAACCAAAAAGGAACUACGGACCGUGCUUGAUCCUUCCGGUGAUCUGAAUGCAACACGUUCUAUGUACCGUUCUCUGCUGGAUUCGGCAUUGACGGAGAAUCAGGAUUUCGAUCUAAAAAUUGCAACUAAAAUUUUUGUUGAUGAAUUUAUCGAUAUUAUUAGUAAAUACCAAAUUAUUUCGGACCAUUUCUAUAAUGCGACCGUCGACAAAGUUCCAUUUUCCAACCCAGAGAAGGCGGCUGAUACUAUCAACCAGUGGGUGGCACAAUCCACCCGUGGUCGCAUAAAGGAUCUGGUCAACGCUGACGGCGUCGAAGGAGCAGUAAUCACUCUAGUAAAUGCCAUCUACUUUAAGGGACUGUGGACUUACCCGUUCCCGGAGAACGGACCUCGGCGAAAAUUCUACGCUACGCGUAAAGAAGUAGAAGUUGCUUAUAUGGAACAAAAUGGCCUGUUUUACUAUGACGAUUCGAAUGCUCUUAACGCUCAGCUUUUGCGGUUACCCUAUCGGGGAGGAAAGUUUGCUAUGUACUUCAUGCUGCCGAGGCCGGGCAGCUCCAUCAAUGAUGUUCUCAGUCGUAUUAAUUCCACCAGUUUGCACCAGGCUCUGUGGUACAUGGACGAAACCGAGGUGAAUGUUACCAUUCCGAAGUUCAAAUUUGACUUCUCGGAAGAACUAACCCAGCCACUGCAGGAUAUUGGCAUCCGCGAGGUGUUUUCACAGCGAGCUUCACUGCCACUGCUUGCCCGUGGAAAGGGUAACAUGGACCAAGUUCGAGUUUCACGAGUAUUCCAAAAGGCCGGCAUUACCAUAAACGAACUUGGAAGCGAAGCCUAUGCUGCAACUGAAAUUCAACUGGUGAACAAAUUCGGCGGCGAUGGAACUCAGAUAUUCAAUGCAAAUCGGCCAUUCCUUUUCUUCAUUGAAGACGAACACUUUGGCACCCUGCUGUUUGUCGGAAAAGUAGAACUACCAACUGUAAAUGAUGACACGGGCAAGAUGGGCAAGUUAAGAAUCUACCAGAUGAUUGUGAGGAACGUGCUGCUCGAGCCAAAGAUGCAGAGUAGCGGGAAGUCAGAAUUGAGUAGUGAGAAGUUAGUGAGCUGUGUUUUAGCGUUGUCAGAUCUAUUACUCGCCGGAGAAAUCGAUGAGAUCGACGAUCAACCCUUUAGGGGCAGCAGAAAUGUUCAUUUCGAUUGGAUGCUUACAAGGCGAGUAUUAGAAGUUCAAAAAUCCAAUGCAGUUAUUUCACCUUUUUCGGUGAAAGUACUAUUGACUCUACUGUAUGAAGCCACUGGGGUAGCCACUGAUAUUUCGUACACACAAACCAAAAAAGAACUACGGAUGGUAUUAGAUCCUUCCGGAGAACUGAAUGCAACACGCACUAUGUAUCGUUCUUUAUUGGAUUCAGCAUUGGCGGAAAAUGCAUAUUUCGAUCUAAACAUUGCAACUAAAAUUUUUGCUGAUGAAUUUAUCGACAUUUUUGAUAAAUACCAGAUUAUUUCGGACCAUUAUUACAACACGUCCGUCGACAAAGUUCCAUUUUCCAACCCAGAGAAGGCGGCUGAUAUUAUCAACCGGUGGGUGGCACAAUCCACCCGUGGUCGCAUACAGGAUCUCGUCAGCGCUGAUGGCGUCGACGGAGCAGUAAUCACUCUAGUGAAUGCCAUCUACUUUAAGGGACUUUGGACUUACCCAUUCCCGAAUAACGGACCUCAGCGAAAGUUCAAUACCACGCGCGAAGAAAUAGAUGUUACUUAUAUGGAACAACACGGUCAGUUUUACUACGACGAUUCAAGUAUUCUGAACGCACAGCUUCUACGAUUACCCUAUCGGGGAGGAAAGUUUGCUAUGUACUUCGUUCUGCCAUGGCCAAGUAGCUCCAUCAACGAUGUUCUCAGUCGUAUUAAUUCCACCAGUUUGAAUCGGGCCCUGUGGUACAUGGACGAAACCGAGGUGAAUGUUACCAUUCCUAAGUUUAAAUUUGAUUUCUCCGAAGAAUUAACCCAGCCGCUACAGGAUAUCGGAAUCCGCGAAGUAUUUUCAGAGCGAGCUUCACUGCCCCUGCUUGCACGUGGAAAAGGUACCAUGGACCAAGUUCGAGUUUCACGAGUACUACAAAAGGCGAGCAUUACCAUAAAUGAACUUGGAAGCGAAGCUUAUGCUGCGACUGAAGUCCAACUGGUGAACAAAUACGGAGACGGCCAAACUCACAUAUUCAAUGCAAAUCGCCCUUUCCUUUUCUUCAUUGAAGACGAACAAUUUGGCACUCUCCUGUUUGUCGGGAAAGUACAAAUGCCAACUGCUAGAGUAGCGGACUGUUCACUAAAUUCGGGGAAGUUCCGGAAGGCUCAGCGAAUAAACAUUCUUUCGCGAUCACGUUGCACUUAACACUGCAAACUUAUCAUUCUUCAUUCUUCAUGUGUCAUUCGUUCAUUCGAGUUCGAAAACAGGAAACAGGUUUCCUUUAAUUUCAAUCUUCGUAUUCUACUAAGAUGCUUUAAAAAUUUCAUUAAAUUCUUUAUGCCUACACGGGCUAGCAAUUUUAUGAGCUGUCUAAAUCCGUUUAACAAUUCAAACAUAUAGGUAUAAAGGCCUUUGUAUGCACAGUCAAGUUGACCGAGUCCAUUUAAAUGGACAGGAACUAAUUUACAAUUAAUAAUAAACGUUUACACU